UUCUCCCUUACCCACCUCACUUCAGCCUAGCUGAGCACAACCAGGAGGCAAGUGUUUGGUACACACAGAGGGACUCUAUGAUUAAGCACCGGGCUCAGAAAGCUCCCCCUGGGCAGCACAGGCACUGUGAGAGAUGUUUCAACCGGCACUGCCGUGCACCAAUUGAGCUCUCCGUCUCCUGCAUGGUGAUCAGCUGCCACCUUCACUGUGGGGCCACCUUCCACAUGUGCAAGGAGGAGGAGCACCAAUUGCUCUGUCCGUUAGAGCAGGUCUCCUGCCUCAACUCAGCCUAUGGCUGCCCUUUUUCCAUGGCCCGCUUUAAGCUGGCAAAGCACCUCCAGGUCUGUCCAGCCAGUGUUGUCUGCUGCUCAAUGGAGUGGAAUCGCUGGCCCAACGUGGAUUCAGACACGACUCUCCACAAGAACAUUAUGAAGGAGACUUUGAGUGAAGAGUGUCUGGACACAGCCUUGGCACUCAGAGACCAGAAGAUACUUUUCAGGACUUUGAAAAUAGCCAACUUCUUUCCAGAAUGGAGGAAAAAGGAUGAAGUGGAAGAGCUAAUGGAUGAAUCCAUGGGUGGGGAAGAAGGUGCAGUGGGAGGAGCAGGCUGUGGUUCCCAAGAAGGUAACGACCAGUUGUCUGAGCUUAGCCAACAUGAACGUGAAGAUUUGGCAAAGGACAAGGAGGGAAUGGAUCUGGGGAGUUACAAAACCUGGGAGAAUAUUUUCAGCAAAGAGCUCCUGGCUUGCAAGGUAACAAGCUCAGCAGCCAGCACAGGACAAAAGACACAGGAGUCUUCCAAGAAAAAAGUAUCAGCCCCUAAUUCUGCUAGCUCCACAAAGAAGGCAAAGGAAGUACCUGACAGUGCGGAAGAGGCAAAGGACCAAAAGCCUGAACAAGUAACACCAAGUAGAGAAAUGACAGGACUGGCUCCCUGGCAAGAAGGUGUCCUGGAGAGGCUGAAGAAGGAAGUUGGUGUAGGUGAUUACAACAUGUAUCUGGUACAUCAUGGGGGAAUGCUUAUACGCUUUGGCCAGCUAGCUGCUUGCACUCCCAGAGAAAAAGAUUUUGUCUAUGGGAACUUGGAAGCUCAGGAGGUGAAGACCGUCUACACCUUCAAAGUGCCAGUUAGUUACUGUGGCAAAAGAGCACGAUUAGGAGAUGCACUGGGCCACAGGAUACCAACUUCAGACAAGUCAGUGGAUACCUCAGAACUGGGAAUAAACAUAGAAGAACUACCUAAGGCAAAUAUAGUUAAAUCCACACUGCUGUGUGCACUGGAAAAAGAGCUGAAAGGCCAUGAGAUCUCUGAAGCAAGAGGUAUUGAUGGACUCUUUGUGGAUUUUGCAACGCAGACGUACAGCUUUCCUCUGGAGCCCUUCUCCUCCAGUGCUGUUCUGUCAGAUGUUCUGGAUGAAAAGAGCCCAGCAGAACUUCACAUGGAACUCUACAGUGAAUGUGUAACCAGAAGACACAACAAAAGCAGUUCAGCUUUCACGUUCACUUGCAGUCAUUUCUUCAGGAGGGAUGAGUUCCCAUCCCACUUUAAGAAUGUGCACGCUGAUAUACAGUCAUGUCUGGAUGGAUGGUUCCAGCAUCGCUGCCCACUGGCCUACUUGGGAUGUACUUUUGUUCAAAACCACUUCCGCCCUGAUGGACUUAAGGCCAAGGUUAUAUACAGCAAGCCUCUCAAGACAUUUGCUAUUAAGCCAGAGGUGGACACCCUCCUUGCUGAAUCAGGGAAGUGCAAUCCCACAAUGGCUAAUCGAAGAAGAAAUAAGGACUUGCUGAGCAGCCUCCCAGUGGAAGUGCUCAAGUACAUUGCGGGGUUCCUGGACAGCUUCAGUUUAUCUCAGCUAUCGCAAGUGUCAGUGCUGAUGAGGGACAUCUGUGCCACGCUUCUUCAAGAGAGGGGAAUGGUCCUCCUGGUCUGGGAGAAGAAAAGAUACUCCCAUGGUGGUACUUCGUGGAAAGCUCGCAAAAAGAUCUGGCAGUUCAGCAGUCUGUUCUCCAGAGUUAACAAAUGGCAGCGUAACGACGUCAUGAGCAUGUCAGAGCACCUGAAGACUUGUCCCUUCUACCAAGUGGAGCACAAGACAGACCCCGUGCGGCUGACAGGCAUGUGUGAAUCUCAAGAGCAGACUCAAAAGACUUUGGUUUCUACUUUCAAGCACAGAAUCUGA
Merops nubicus (carmine bee-eater) is the source of this 2183-nucleotide messenger RNA. RefSeq names its product F-box protein 40 (gene FBXO40). The record is from RefSeq and is a predicted model, not a curated record. Gene Ontology annotation, cellular component: cytoplasm. Gene Ontology annotation, molecular function: protein binding; zinc ion binding; ubiquitin protein ligase activity. Lineage: Eukaryota; Metazoa; Chordata; Aves; Coraciiformes; Meropidae.